Messenger RNA from Daldinia childiae, 657 nucleotides. RefSeq lists its product as uncharacterized. Lineage: Eukaryota; Fungi; Ascomycota; Sordariomycetes; Xylariales; Hypoxylaceae. Bases 1 to 657 code for a protein of 218 amino acids. The transcript has a single exon. The record is from RefSeq and is a predicted model, not a curated record.
AUGGACUCUAACACAUCUACGCAAAAUGCUGGCAUUCAGCAGAACACCUGGCAAGGGGGGAAUGGACGAGUGCUUCUACCUUGGAUGGACGACCCCGAAGAGAUUAAGAAUGAGGUCCGACUUGUCUACAAACAGAAGCAACCGCAUCUGGAUGCAGUUGCAGGCGAGCUGGCAUCUCUCCUCGGUCUUGGCGACGGCUUAAUAGCCAAGCAGCGGAUGCAGAACCUGUUUACACACCCGGCACUUCUCGACGCCUUCGUCGAAUUCGCCGAGACGUAUCUCGAAGGAAAAUGGGACCUUCCGGUUGGCGAAUGGGAGGCGGUCCACAAGCUCGCACACGCCCAUGCCGACGACGCCAACUGGGGUUCUGACGCACCUCCGUCCCGGGAGGAUUGGAAUGUCAAUCAUUUCUACGCCCGCUUCAUACUCCGGACGUUGGCAAGACUCAGAAACCCGGACGACGCCCCAAGAAAUCUUGCGUACUGGCUCGGGGAGGCUAACCCGUGCGACGCGACGUGGCUGCUCAUGCACGUCCUGAUGUAUAUGCAGUGGGAUGCGAUGCGGGACUAUAAAAAACAUGCUCCCAUGAAGGAUCGUAUUAACCAUUUUGUUAAUGUGUGGAAGGCGGACAUGGCGUAUAGAGAACCUAGUAACUAG